AUGCGGAAAGCACUACACAGGAUUACCCCGUCACUUCCGUGGAAUCGAGCCUCACGAAGAGUCAGCAACAUGGCGUGGUACUGCUCCGGGUCUACCAACACCGAGAUGGUUGAGAACCUGUUCAAGGGCGGCUUGAUCAAGAACGAGCGAGUGAAGGAGGCCAUGAUUGGCGUCGACCGCGCACACUACGCUCCCUCGCACCCCUACUCGGACUCGCCGCAGCCCAUCGGCCACGGCGCGACCAUUUCCGCGCCGCACAUGCACGGACACGCCUGUGAGUAUCUUGUAGACUACCUGAAGCCCGGUGCGCGCGUCCUGGACAUUGGGUCCGGUUCCGGAUACCUGACCCAUGUAUUCGCCAACCUGGUUCUGGGUGCCUCUGGGCGGGGCGAGGGGCAGGUCGUGGGGAUCGACCACAUCCCCGAGCUGGUGGAGAUGUCGCGCAAGAACAUGAACAAGUCAGAUCAAGGCCGCCAUCUGCAGGAAUCAGGCAAGGUGCAGUUCAUCACUGCGGACGGCCGUCUCGGCUGGAAGGAGGGAGCGCCCUACGACGCCAUUCAUGUUGGCGCGGCGGCCGAGAAGCUCCAUCCCGUGCUGAUCGAGCAGCUCCGGGCGCCAGGCAGGCUGUUUAUCCCCGUCGGGUCAGAGAAUGAUGGUGGGCUGAGCACCCUGGGUCUCGGCGCCGGCCAGUACAUCUGGGUCGUUGAUAAGAAGGAGGACGGGACGGUGCACAAGGAGAAGGUCUUCCAGGUUAGGUAUGUGCCGCUGACGGACCCGCCGCGGAGAUGA
Molecule: messenger RNA, 789 nt
Organism: Penicillium riverlandense
Lineage: Eukaryota; Fungi; Ascomycota; Eurotiomycetes; Eurotiales; Aspergillaceae
Product: protein-L-isoaspartate O-methyltransferase
Exons: 2
Coding region: 1-789 (262 amino acids)
Biological process (GO): protein modification process
Cellular component (GO): cytoplasm
Molecular function (GO): protein-L-isoaspartate (D-aspartate) O-methyltransferase activity
Source: RefSeq, a predicted model, not a curated record